AUGUCACCCCCAACAUGGUCUCCUUCGCCGGCUUGGAGAGCACCAGCAGCAGCAACGGCAACCAGAAGCCGCAGCAACAGCAGAUGUGGGAUUGGGAGCCCACCGCCGCACAGACCCACCACGCCGCCGAUCUUCACCACCAACCUCCUCUCUUCACCGCCUCGCCCGUCAACAGCAGCCCAUACAGUUUCCCGCCCAUGGGGAUCGGUAGCGGCGGCGGGUAUCCCUUCCACUCCAUAGUGGCAGAAGACUACCCGGCGGCGCUCAUCAAGAACGAGGACGAUAGGGGCGUGGGCCAGAUUGGGCUUAACCUUGGCCGGCGGACUUACUUCCCUUCUGGGGAGGCCGCCGCCAUCGAGCAGCUCUUCCGGCGAUCGAGAGGGAUCUACCAGGUGGGCCAGCAGGCGACGCGGUGCCAGGCGGAGGGGUGCAAGGCCGACCUCUCGGUCGCGAAGCACUACCACCGGCGGCACAAGGUAUGCGAGCUCCACUCCAAGGCCACAGUGGUGGUCGCCGGCGGGAUGCAGCAGCGUUUCUGCCAGCAAUGCAGCAGGUGGGUUUCUCUCUUUCCGAGUAAAAAAAAAAAAAACUUGAUAACAGAGAUCGCCGUUUGAAGCGCGACCCACACAUGCUUUCCUCUUCUUCGUCAAUUUCUUCCUCUUCAGAGAGCUCACUUCCGGGCCUUUCUUCAGAGAAAGGAUCCUCGUUUUCUCUCUGAGGUUGAUUUCAUCUGCCUCUUUGAUAAUGGGCGUGGUAGAUAUUCGGGAAUGGACUUGGGUCGCUGAGGAGGAGCGUAUCUUGAACUGGGGUGUGUUUCAUUUCUUGAGAGGCUCCACUGCUUCCAAGGAUGUGAGGUCGAUGUCUCUGGUCCGCAAGCUGUUUAGGGUUAGAGAGUCCCCUCCCAUCUCCCUCGAUUUCUCCUCGGAUGACGGCGUUUGGAGGAAAUUUGAAUUGACCCCGUUGGCCUGUGGUUAAGCAUUCUGGUUUCACGGCUCAAUCUCUCACCGCCGCAGUGAAGCCGGAAGGGCUUGAAUCGACCCUGCAAAUAUAUCUUCUCGCCCAAUGUAGAUGAUAACACUGCCAUUGAUUUCCUCUUUGAUAUUGGUUUCUGCUGUCGCUUUUUGGAUCCUUCUGAACGAUGGUGUAACUGCCACUGCCGUUCAUACAUUGUCUCUGUUGCACUGUCCCCCGACAACUCUCUUUUUCUUCUCUCUCUUCUUUCUUCUCUGCUCUCCUUCUCCCUCUCUCUCCGUCUUCCUUUCUGCCCUCUCUUGAUUAUGGGUUAAUGAAAAUGGAGAGAACCGCGGCCUUUCCUCACUAUCUCACGGUCGUCGGCGUCUUGUUUGUCAGAUUUCACCCGCUGUCGGAGUUCGACGAGGCCAAGCGGAGCUGUAGGAAGCGCCUGGCCGAGCACAACCGCCGGAGAAGGAAGUCGCAGUCUUCUCCGACGAUGUCUACAGCAGGAAGCGAUCGAUCCAACCCGACGGACAGCUCCGUCAGCUCCAUGGACAGGAGCAGGCUUCCCUCCAGUAACCCGACGAGGAACGACGGUGGGUUUCUCUCUCCUGUUGCUAUGCGUUGUCAAGGUUUCAUCUUUCCGUGCCUUCCCGUCUCCUCAACGUCUCUCUUGAUUUAGUCCUCUCUCGCCGACGCAUGUUCUACAAUUUUUUCAGUCUUUCUAUAUUUCCUCUCUCUCUCUCUCUCUCUCUCUCUCUCUCUCUCUUAAGUGCAACAAUUUCCUAGUUUUUCUUUCGCUCUCUCUCGCUAAACGGGCUCUUCUCGGACUUCUGUGUGGGCAGCGGCGGCAGCUAAGCACCUUAUUCCCCGACCUGCGACCAGCGCCAGUACGAUCUCCGGCAUCAGUCAGAAUAACGCAAGCUUAGAUAACCACAAGACGGCAGCCCAUUUGUGGAACGGUCCGUCUCUCUCUCUCGGAGGAGGCGGCAGCGCUGCGGCAGUAUCGGAGAAAGGCUCCGGCUUCGGCUUCCUCUCCCACUAUUCCCCUCAGAUGCCCUCCUGGGUCUUUGUCUCAGAUGACAACAACAACACCAGCGGCAGUCAGCCCUCAUCUUCUUCCUCCUCCAGCCUCUUCCUCCAUUCGCCGGCUCUCUUCUGCAACACGCCCACGGAGGCCUCUCAGUCCGUCUCAACGCUCGCCGAGACGAACCUUCUCCAGCUCGGCCAGGGACUGCUCGAGGUGGACUUCAUCUGAACCCUCCCCUCCUCCCACGCUCACACGGCCGCCGCCGGAGACUGCUCACAUCUACUUUCCUCUUUCCUCGUUAUCACAUCGCCGGCAAUAAUGGUGGGGGCUUGAACUGUUCCAGUGCCUCCUAAUGGCGGCGGCUUCUCCUUGGUUUUGAAGUGGUUUCUUCCCCCCCCCCCAUCCUUGUUCUUCCCUUCUCAUCGGUCUCCUCUCUGCAUGAGAUAACAGAGCCUUCCUUGCCCUCACCAGGAAAGCCCACGGAACGAAAGAUGUUGCAUUCAAUGAACUGAUAGAGAGAGAGAUAGGUAGAGCGAUAGAGAGAGAGAAACGGAGCAGUUGGAUGUCGAUGGCCUGCGGUACGGAACAUCAAAAUCAUGUGGGGCUUGCCGAGCCUCUGACAUUGGGGAGGAGAGGAGAAGGGCGGCCUUUCAGGCACCGCAGGCCUACGGAAAGUGUCGGAGACGACGAGCACGCCCGCGGUGUGUGUAUGAUGCACCGCCGGGCCGACGGAGCACCGCACCCGUGGAGCAACCCGGUGCACAAAAUCCGCUGCGUUCCCCGCGGUUUCCUGGGGUUCCGCGGGUGCAUCGUACCGCACAGCUUUAAUGUACGAUGGGAAUAUAUAUUAUCCAGGAACAUAGGAAAAGCGGCCAAUAAAAGAGCCUUCCUCAACACAGCCGCCCCCCUGGGGCGCGGUCUGCUGUACCCGCGGGCCUCCCUAAGCGUUGUCUACCCACCCGUUUCACGAUUUUUCUACCGUUACGUUAUAUUUCCUCACACGAUUGUUUGGUCAAUCCGUAAUAGUCGGUUUCGUCUCUCUCCGUGUCGUCAACGCUCUUUGACCUUGCUGGUUCUCAUUGGGCCCAUUGGGGCCAGAAGAGGCUGAUGGAGGCGGCCCAACAGCGCCCAUCGAAGGCGAAGGAUACCCGUAAAAGGCUGCGCCAGCGGUGUCCAAGAACAGAAGAUGGGCGGCGGAAAUCCCCGGCGACAACUGCGAGCUGGGGGAGGCGAGGGUCAACGCUAAUUUACAGUACCUCUCCAGGGGGGUGGGACGGCGCCUUUACUGCAAAAUUAGGAGAGGAUGACGAUGGCGGCGGCGCUAGAAGUCGUCGUCCUCGUCGUCUCUGCGCCGCCGGGUGAAGUUCCUAAAGACGGUAGCGACGGCCCCCAGAACCAGGAACGUAACAAAAAAGUCAAACCCUCCUCCGACCCCGAUGGCGACGCUCGGCCCGGGCGAGAAGAAGGUGAACGGCGACCAGCCCCACCCGCCGUAGUACGGCGAGCCGUAGCCGUACCUUCCGAUGAGCGGCGGCGCCACCGGCGGGUUGACGUAGAUGUUGGUCCUACACAAGAUGCAAUCGGCUCAAUCCCACAGUCGCCGGAGAAAUCGCUGGCUCAAUGAAAGCAUGAGAUUGAGGGCGGCGGCGUUCCACCUUGAAUUGUUGAUCCUGGGGCCGGAGGAACGGGGCGCCGACGGGCGGAAGGCCUGCCCCCCAAUUCUGCCUCCGGAUUUGGCGGCGGCGGCGUCGCCGACGGAGCUGAGAGUCAGGAUGCCGGCGGCGGCGGCGACGAGGGCCAGCUUCGCCAGCCGCAGCUUGAAUGCUCUGGUGGUGCGUCACAGCAUUAGACCAGGGUAAGCCAUUACCGGACCAGAAGAAGAACGGAGGCCGCGUCGGAGGUGGGGGGAGGGAGAGAAAACCAUACCUUGGGUGAUCGGCGUCCUUCUCCAUGGUCGCCCGGCAGCCGAACAGCGGCGGCGGCUUUAGCACCCUGCGCCGCGGCUGGGCGCAGCCGAGGGGGAUGCUGGUCAGGAAGCUCUGCUGGGAGAAGGCCAGGGCCAUGGCGCUCGCACUCUCUCUCUCUCUCUCUCGCUUUCUCUCUUCCUUGGGGUCAAGAAUACCCCACCGUAGUGUAGAUUUUUGAGGGCCGGCGUUGAGGAGGAGACGCUUCCACGAUUCAGUAAACGAGAGGCUGGAAGAGGCUGGGCGCCGCAGGGCGAGAUCUUUUUUCCACCGCAAGACAAACAAAUAAUAAAGUCAAACAAAAAUAUUUAUUUCGUCUCUCUCGAUCCGUCGCAACGCUCAAAACCAUAUUUUUAUCAGAGACAAUAAUAAUAUAAGAUAUUUUUCCUGCUGUAUAAUUUCCCGGAAUAUUAUUCUUAGAAAUAAAAAUAAUUAAUUAUUAACGCCUAUAUUUACGAGAGUGAAUAUUAUCUCCUGUGAGUGGUAGAUCAUUAAUUCGUGUUUUAUUCAUCAUUUUUUCAUAAAGAAUAUUCAACAUUUUUGCUCAGUAUUAUAUCUUAUUAUUUAUUUGGAAAAUUUGGAAAAAAAGACUAUUUUGAUUCCAAGUCCUCGUAAAUUAUAUCAAUCUCAAAAAAACAAUCUGAAAAGAUAAACAAAAUCGACUUCCUCAGCCGUUGGAUCGAGAAACUCUGCGUUAGGGUUAGGGUUAGGGUUCCCCACGGGAAAAACAACAGAAAUUCUGUAUUUAUCUAUAUAUAUAUAUAUACUUUGAAUGAAUGUUCCAAGACAAGGUAUGGUUCUUGAGCUGUUCUUCUGCCAACCGAUGAACCUGCAACUGUUUUAAUGACUCUCUGUGAACGACGACCACGACGACGACGACGACCACGACGACGACCACGACUCUGUGUUGUUAUUUACAGGCAGUGUGCUAUUUACAAGGAGGGCCAGCUCUCUCUCUCUCUCUCUCUCUUUCUUUCUCUCUCUAUCAGGAAGGGCACGCGGAAGACUUGCAGAUUGGGCACCAAUUCUUCUGCCGGAGCCACUGAUGGACGCAGCCCACGUGGUAGAAGUGACCGCAGUGAAGCUUGCCGAUUUCAUCACCCGCGAGGUACUCUUCCUGAAGUCAACCAAGGCAACGGAGACACCAGGGUCAAUGAUUGUGAGAUCACCUGAAACGCCAGCUGGUCUUAUUUCUGAAAUCCAGCGACGAAGUCAACCCGUUGAUAUAACCAAAAGUAUUUAACACACGAUCGGACCGGAUAAUCCCAACGUGGGACAUAUUCUCAGACGCGUAGAGAAUUUAGUACCAAUGUCAUAAAAACCGGUUGACUUUUGGAAGGUUGGCCGGGUCAAACUGUGUUCUUCCAAAGAAACGUAUGGUGAUUCUGGAAACCCGCAACAUAAUCAAAUGGCCAUAUAUGUGGAGGGGUAUUCCCACAUGUCCAACACCGUGACUUGCGAUGUGGGACUACUUCGGACUAUCGGAAAGAGAUUUGGGGACGCGCUCCGGCGGUCAUCCAGUUGGGCGAGUUGACCUCUCAAAAGUCAACUCCAUCCACUGUCUUUCGCCAAUAAAACUGCGUCUUUCUAUGUUCGAAGAGCUAGCCGGAGCGAAAAUCAAUGGAUGAUAUCACGAGAUAAAUCCGAUGCGGGCCCAAUCUAGGGGAGAGAAAUGUAGGCAGGGAUGUGUGGCGGCGGUCAUCCAGUGGGCGUGAGCUGACCACCGGAAGAGGACGGUUGACCAAGGGUUGAAAGAUACCUGGCAGACGCUACAUUUCACGUCGUCGCCGCCGCCGCAUGAGGCGUCGGAGGUCGAUGGAAGCCCGUAGAUGCUCCUCUGGAGGCACCUCGCCAGCGCUUCCUCGGUCAGCGCUGUGCUGACGGUGCCCAUCUCCUCCUCGAGAGCCAGCAGCUCCUGUUUCACGAAGAAGAUCCCAAGCUCUUGAAUAAUCCCUCCGAUUUUAUUUAUUUUUAAUUUUCUGAAGUGUAAAAAGCCUAUUUUUAUUCGAUCGAUGGAUGAAUGGAUGUGUGCGGAUCGAUCGUUUGAGAACCUCGUAGGACAUGUCGUCGAUGUCAAGCCUCAGCUCUCGAUGCUGGUCCCGGAAGCUGACGCCGGCCAAGAGCAGGUUUGCCUCGAGAGCCAUCAGCUGCUGUUGAUCGUGGGAGGAUCUCCAGAGUCAACGGGUGAAGGAUGCGGAUAAAAGAGGAGGCUUUUCCAAAAAUGGAGAUAGAGCGAACCUCGUAAGUCAAUUCCUCGUCCUGCUCGAUCCUCUCCAGGGCCAGCAACAUCUGGGGCAUUGGAAAAAACAAUAGUUUAUUUCUCAAAUAAUGAACUGUUAAAAGCGGUGUUGAAGGAAGAUCGGGUUAGAGAGAGAGAGAGAGAGAGAGAGAGAGAGAGAGAGAGAGAGAGAGAGAGAACCUCUGCUAUUCCUUCCAUGUUGAUGCGGUGGCCGUAGAGCUCUGUUCCUUCCCACGAGAGGGGGAAAACUCUGAAUCUGCUGGGUUCAGACAAUGCUGCUGGUCUACCGCGAGGCGCCCUGGUGCUGCUGGUCGGCGCAGAUCGAGAAGAAGAGGAGGAGGAAGAAGAGGAAGAAGAAGAAGAAAAAGAAGGGGAAGGAUAGCUCCCGUAAGUAGGGGCGCGAUCCGAAGGGAGGGGCUGCGAGGAGCUCGAGCUGGCGUCGUCGUAGAGAGAGAACUGGGCCCGAGACGGCCGCGGAGCCCUCAGCUGCGGCUGUGAGAAGGAAUCAGAGCUGGGGUUCUCCGACAGCCUCAGCCUGCUGCUGCUGCUGCUGCUGAUUCUCCGGGCGGCGCUGCCGGCGGAGACGGAGGCGCCGCCGGGGAGCUGGCUUCUGGGCCUGCGCGAGACUGGUUGGGGCGACGGGCCCUUCCGAGAGCUCCUCUCCGAAGCCGGACCUCCUCCAUUUAAGGCGUUGCCGUCUCUCUUGAGGGGGCAAGGGGCGUUCCUGGCCGCCGCAGAAUGCUUCUGCGAAGAUGGACUCGCCGGAGCGGCCUGCUUUCCCGGCGGCCCUGGUCGAGCUCUCCAGCUCCCCGCCGCCUGGGUUCUCGAAAUCGCUGUCGAGGGCUCCUCCGGCUGCCGCCGUCUGAUGCGGCUCUCGGGGACGGCGCUGCUCGAGGAGCCGGAGGCCAUCAUUCUGCUGCUGGUGGAGAGGAAAGCCGGCUUCGAAAGCUUGAGCUUCUCCGGGUUGCCGCUCCGGGAAGGUCCGAUGGAGUUCUCUCUGCUGCUGCUGCCGCCGCCGCAUCCCCGGCGAACGCAGGAUUGGGAGCUCCGGUCGCCGUGAUUCUCCCUCAGAGGGAGGGUGGAGCCCCUCCUGAGUCCACGCUCUGCUCCCCCUGCGACCCUCUUGGUGGGGCACUCAUCCAUGGGAGCCUCGCAAGAUGGUCGCCUCUGUGUUCCUGAAAGGGAUUCUCAGAGUUUUCAACUUUUAUGAACACGAGAGGAUCACAUGGAGAAUCAAUCGAAGGUUUUCGAAUGAUCAAAAGCAUGUGUGAAAGAUUAUUGUAGAGUCCUUUUGAGAUUCUGUCUGGGGUUUAGAUUUGAUGAAUACGGAGUGCCCAAUCACCCCUCCAUGCCGGGGGGGCUCCUCCAGGACAGCUGGAGAACGAAUCAACAGGCAGAAGAAGAAGAAGAAGGGGAAGAAGAUUUGACGAACUCACGUCAGAGAUUCGACACAGUCUUUGGCUCCAGGGCGAGGAGAUAAUCUGGGAAAAGAGAGCCCCUUCUCGAAUCGCGAAUUGCAGAAGAUUUCUACACGAGGGAGGGGGAGGAGAGGGUUAUCCGUGUGAAGAGGAGGAUAAGAAGGGGGAGAGAGAGAGAGAGAGCGACAGAGAGAGCGAUAGAGCGAGAGAGAGAGCUGCGUGGCGAAUUCUCCGGGGUUGAGGGGCGGAGUCCUAAUUUGGCCGGGGCUCGAGUCAAACCCUCUCCCAAUCGGCCGCGAUCGGCGGACCAGCCGCGCCGUUGAGAGCCCAGAUCACCGUCGGGAAUUCACAGAAAGAGGGGGCGAACCAAAGCGACUCCUUCCUGGUUGAGAAUCACAGCGAGAGAGAGAGAGAGAGAGAGAGAGAGAGAGAGAACGGGUACCUGUUGAGAAAGAAGCGGGUGAUCGCCGGAUGAUUGAGGGGAGAGGGGGAGUUCGGGCUGAAGAGGAGAUCUGCCUUCUUCUUCUUCUUCCUCUUCCCCUUCUUCACGGGAUGGCCAGCCAGAACACGGGUUUGCGAGGGGGAAACAGGAGGGAACCCUGUGUGGGGACCCCCGGCUGAACAGGCGGCGGCUGGAGAAUUCGCUCAAUCGUUCUCUUCCUACUUCUCUGUCCUCUUCCGCCGAGCCCUCGCUUUUUAUCCGAUCCUCCGUCCGCAGAGGAUCCUCCGGAUUGACAGUCCCCGCCGCCGUUCAAUCUCUGAUUCGGAUUACGGGGGACUAAGAAGAGAGCCCUAAUCCAGCUAUUUCCUUCUCUCCCCACUCAUUCCAUGAGCAGGAGAACUAAUCUAGCCACAGAAAGAUUGAGAGAGAUUGAGAGAGAGAGGGCUGAAUCGGCGGAGGGAAUUCCUUCAUGCUGGGUUCUUCCUCCAGAGAGAAUACCUAAAACCAGAGAGAAGCCUGCACGCUACGGCAGCUCGCGGGGAGAAGGUCUACUACCCAUGGCGUGAACCCGAAGAGCCCUGUCGGAGCAGAUAUUAAUGGCCGAUUGAAUAAAUUAAUCUACGCAACCGAGGGGAGCUCCGAGGCGUGGCUGCUUGCCCUCCACCGUUCCGAGGAGCCGGGCGCUGAUUUGGCCCCGCCCGCUGACGAACCCUCCUCGACUCGCCGCCGUGCGCGUGGCCGUCGUCGGUGUCUGAUCUUCCUCCUCCACCCUGACCAGCCAUUUUUAAAAUUUCAGGGAAAUGAAAUAUUAUAUAUAUAAUAAAUAAAUAUAUCCCCUCGUUAUGUGGUUAUUUUGCGUGUAUAUAUCGAGCCUGGGAAUUCCCUCAUUUAUUUUUUGAUAGCACGAUUUUCUCAAGGGUCAGGCGAAUUGGGUCAACCGCAAGCAUCGUCGGUCGCGUCGGCUCAGAUUCCCACACAGGUCAACUCAACUGCUAAUCGGAUCAAUCUCGACCGCUAGAUCCGCGGCCCCGAUUGACAGAUAGAUCCUAUGAUCGCCGUUCGUUACAGAUCAUAUGACGGCCCCCAUGGGUACAGUGGACCCAAUGGUUCGCCGGCCCCAGCCUCCCUAGCUGGAUGAGAUGGACGGACAGGCGUCCUUGACGGGUCAAAGACCGACGGCGGGGAGAGGAGCCGUGGGAAUGUCGGCUUGUCUCUCGUGCCGCGCCGCCGACCGAGUCGUAUAGUUUUGAGACCGGUUGGCCAGGUCGGAUCGGCGGCGGCGCCGGGCCCCCGGCCAGAUGGCGGCACGGCUUCGAUCCCCUAUUCCGUCACGUGUGACUUUGUCCUGGAAGAAUGUUGUCGUUGCCUGAAAUCUCCAGAAAUAUUCGGCCCUCGACUGCUCGACGUAAAUCCAACCGUUCGUUCAUCACGCCGCUGUCAAAUCAAUGAUUUUUAUUUAAAAUAAACAGAAUAAAUUAUUUAAAUGUGGGGCCCGGCGCUUGUGGUCGUUGCAGUUGGUGGACCGAGCAAUAUUUAAUAUUUUAAAUAAAACAUGGUGGAUAUAGCGAUGACGUGGCCCGAUCGUCGUCAACGGUCGUCCUGGUUUAAGCCUAAUAAUAAAUAAUAAUAAUAAACGGGUUUAGGCAUUUUUUAUUUUUAUAAUUCUGAAUCGGCGCGCUUGUUGAACGGUGCCAGCGGGGAGUCCACGUCGGAACUUGUCCGUGGGUGACAUGUCCUUCUAGGAGCCGCGGGAAUUUUUUUAUAUGGCUGUGACGUCCUGCUUUGUUGACGUGUUCGCGCCGGGGCUUUAUGGAUUAUGGAGAUAUUGGGCAGGCCCAUUGUAGUAAAGUGAGGCCCAAACGUAUGGCCUGUCGAAGGAUUUCUUCUGUUCGCCGGCCCAGUUUAGGCGUCCCUGGGCCGUUUUGUCCUGUGGGCAAGUGACCCCAGAGGCCCAACUAAGCGGGGAGAGAGAGAGCGCGAGAGAGAGCGAGGGAGAGAGAACGAGAGAGAGAGAGAGAGCGAGAGAGAGAGAGAGAGAGAGAGAGAGAGAGAGAGAGAGAGAGAGAGAGAGAGAGAGAGAGAGAGAGAGAGAGAGCGAGAGCGAGAGAGAGAGAGCGAGCGAGAGAAGUAUACUUCAUAUUCCAUAUUGUUUGGAUCGUGCAUACACAGGGAGAAGAUGGAAAGUCUCGCCAGGGGAGGAGCGGAGGUGGAAGAGGAAAGGGGAAGGGGAAAACGAGCUGGUGGCCCUCCGCUCUCUCUCCUUAUCUCUUCCACAAGCUCUCCUCCUCUCCAUCAGUCAGUGAGGGAUAGGGGAGGGUUGCCGCCGGCGAUCGGGCGGCACCGCCGGGCCGGACCAGACGAUGACCCUCCAGAAGGGCCGCCGGCGCCUGGCCGCGUGAGCGGAGAGCUCCAUCUCCGACCGCAGCAUCUCCCACAUCACCUGCACGUCCUCGUAGCCGCACAUCUGCACGUCGUUGUGGAGCUUCAUUAUCCCCGCCACUGCAACACAUAAAAAGAGGGAGAGAGAGAUACAGAGAGAGUUAGAGGAGGAGGCUUUCAUGGCGCCGACCGCGGAAGAAGAAAACCCGGGAUGAUGUCUCAAAGAAAGGGGCCCAAACGCGGAGGAGGGGGACGGAGGACUCACUGGACUUCCGGCGAGCCUCGACGCGGGAGGUGACGAAGACCCAGGCCCGUUUGACGGGGAGCGUCACCUUCUCCCACCAGUCGAUCACCCGGACCGUCUUCUUCUUCCUCCCCAUCACUCCAAUCUGCGCCGCAGCCGCCGUCGCCGCCCCCUUCCUCUCCCACGCCACCCCCAUCUCCCCUCCUCCCGGUGAACAACAGUUGGAGAGGAGAAGGAGAAGAGCAGUAG
Molecule: messenger RNA, 10919 nt
Organism: Spirodela intermedia
Lineage: Eukaryota; Viridiplantae; Streptophyta; Magnoliopsida; Alismatales; Araceae
Source: the annotation of a GenBank genome assembly